CACCAUGUCCCACAAUGCUCCGCGGCGGGCUGUCGGUGCUGUCUGUCCGUCCGUCGCUCCGACACAAUGCAGCUUUUAAUGGAGCUGAGGCUGUGAGCGGUGCGGGGCUCGAACACGCAGCAGCACAGCGGGCUCAACCGGACACCGUGAGCCGCCCGGACCCGACCCGCCGAACUGUUAACGGUGUAACGGAGCCACCGAGCGGCCGCGACUCGGUUUAUCCCCGGGACUCCGCAGCGGUUCCUGUAUCAAGACGUCAAAGGAGAAGAUUGUCGAAAGCUCCAUUUCUUAAGGAACAUCUGAAAAGCAGUAAUAAAAUGAGCACUGACCCACACAACUAUCUCACUCCCCUGUGAGCAGACAUGCUCCCCCUGCAUCACUCGUCGAGGGGCACCCCUCCCCAGUUGCGAGACUGUUUUCUGACAUAGAUUCGGAAGAAUGGCUCAACCUUGUUACAGAAAUGGCAUUGGGUUGUGUGGGCAAUAACACAUUAGAAUACAGGUGAGGCUGUUGCCAAUACCCACAGGACCCUAAAGAGGUCUCAGAUGACACAAGGACAGAAAAAUACGCCCCAGCUUUGAUUUAGUAUCCACCUUACUGCCUUGCUGACAAGGUUGACUAUGGCUGCUGUUGAUCCCCAUAGCAACGGUUCCAUGGUGGGGCGAGGAGCAGACUGAGGGAGUCGACAAUGCAGCGUAACGGUGGUGGGGUGGGUGCUGGAGGCCAGCCAUGGGUGUUGCGCCGUGUGCGUCUAACGUGGCUCAGUUUCAUGCUCUUCUUUAUCCUGGUCUUUUUCCCACUCAUUGCCCACUACUACCUCACAACCAUUGACGAAGCUGGAGGUCCCGAUAAGCGUAUCUUUGGGCCUCGGCCCGGUGGUGAACUGUGCGAAGCCAAACAUGUGCAGGAUCUUUGCCGCAUUCGUGAGUCGGUCAGCGAGGAACUGCUGCAGCUGGAGGCCAAGAGGCAGGAGCUCAACGGGGAGAUUGCCCGACUCAACUUGCGCAUUGAGGCCUGCAAACGCAGCAUUGACAGUGCCAAGCAGGAUCUGCUGCAAUUGAAGAAUGUUAUCAGCCAGACAGAGCAUUCCUAUAAAGAGCUAAUGGCCCAGAACCAGCCCAAGCUGUCACUGCCUGUAAGGUUGCUGCCAGACAAGGAAGACCCAGGCCUUCCACCACCUAAGUCUGCACGCUCCUGCCGUCUGCGGUCCUGCUUCGACUAUGGGCGCUGCCCUCUUACGUCUGGGUUUCCUGUGUAUGUCUAUGACACAGGCUCUUACUCAUGGGGGGACUAUCUAGACCCACUGGUGAAGCAGGCUUUUGCAGCAUCAGUUAAGAGCAACAUUUAUAUAACUGAUAACCCCAGCGUUGCCUGCCUGUAUAUGGUCCUGGUAGGAGAGAUACAGGAGUCGUCCUCCCCACCACCAUCUCCUUCAGAGCUGGAGAAGCAAUUAAAAGCUCUUCCCUACUGGAGAUCAGAUGGACACAACCAUGUACUAGUGCAUCUCUCUAGAAAAUCCAUGACACAGAACUUCCUGUAUAAUGUGAGCGCAGGACGAGCAGCAGUUGCUCAGUCCACCUUUUUGGAGCAGCAGUACCGUGAGGGCUUUGACUUGGUUGUAUCCCCACUGGUUCAUGCUCUCUCAGAACCAAACUUUUUGGAAGUGCCCCCUCAAGUACCAGUCAAGAGGAAAUAUCUCUUCACCUUCCAGGGAGAGAGGGUGGAGUCACUGAGGAGCAGCUUACAGGAGGUGCCCCCUCAGUCUUUCGAGGAGGAAAUGGAAGGAGACCCACCAGCCGACUACGAUGAUCGCAUUAUUGGCACCUUAAAGGCAGUGCAGGACAGCCACUUGGAUCAGGUUCUGGUGGAGUUCACCUGCAAGGACCCUCGGCCAAGUUUACCAACGGAGUGGUCUCUUUGUGGACAGAGGGAGGAUAGGCUGGAGGUGCUCAAGACUUCGACUUUUGCCCUGGUGAUUGCUCCAGGAGAUGGGCAGCUGGUGGCCUCAGCAGGCUGUGGAAUGAGGCUCUUUGAAGCCUUAGAGGUAGGAGCCAUCCCAGUCAUGUUGGGGGACCACUCCAGACUACCUUACCACCAGUUUAUCCGCUGGAGUGAGGCUGUCAUUAUAGUCCCCAAGCCUCGUGUCACAGAGCUGCACUUUCUGCUGCGCAGCCUAUCAGACAAUGAUAUGCUAGCUAUGAGGCGGCAGGGUCGCUUCCUGUGGGAGACCUACUUCUCCACCUCAGAGAAUGUUCUCAAUACCAUCCUGGCCAGCAUCAGAACCAGCAUCCAGGUUCCUGCUGCACCCAUCAAAGAGGAGCCCGCUCAUGAGAUUCCUCACAAAGCUGGAAAGCUGGCAGGAACUGAUGCCAACCUGGCUGACAAUGGUGAUCUAGAUUUGGGUCCUGUCGAGACGGAGCCCCCCUACGCUUCUCCUCGCUUUCUGCGCAACUUCACAUACACAGCUGCAGACACCUAUAGAUCGUGGAACCGAGCCCCGGGGCCUUUUCAUCUGUUUCCUCACACACCUCUAGACCCCGUGCUGCCCUCUGAAGCCAAAUUCCUAGGCUCCGGUACUGGUUUCAGGCCUAUAGGUGGAGGUACGGGAGGAUCGGGAAAGGAGUUUCAGGCAGCUUUAGGAGGGAACGUGCCACGAGAACAGUUCACAGUGGUAAUGCUGACAUAUGAGAGGGAGGAAGUGCUGAUGAACUCUCUGGAGAGGUUGAAUGGACUGCCGUACCUCAACAAGGUAGUGGUGGUGUGGAAUUCACCCAAGCCUCCUUCAGAUGACCUGCUGUGGCCCGACAUUGGCCUUCCCAUUGUGGUCAUCCGCACAGAGAAAAACAGCCUCAACAACCGCUUCCUUCCCUGGGAUGCUGUGGAAACGGAGGCCAUUCUCUCGAUUGAUGAUGACGCUCACCUCCGUCACGAUGAGAUCAUGUUCGGGUUCAGAGUGUGGCGUGAGGCUAGAGAUCGAAUUGUGGGCUUCCCCGGGCGGUAUCAUGCGUGGGAUGUCAACCAUCAGUCGUGGCUUUACAACUCCAACUACUCCUGUGAGCUUUCCAUGGUCCUGACAGGAGCUGCCUUCUUCCAUAAGUACUACGCCUAUCUGUACUCCUACGUGAUGCCCCAGGCCAUCAGGGACAUGGUGGACGAGUACAUAAACUGCGAGGACAUCGCCAUGAACUUCCUGGUGUCGCACAUCACCCGCAAACCACCCAUCAAGGUGACAUCCCGUUGGACUUUCCGCUGUCCCGGCUGCCCUCAGGCCCUCUCUCACGAUGACUCCCAUUUCCACGAGCGCCACAAGUGCAUCAACUUUUUUGUCAAAGUGUACGGAUACAUGCCGCUGCUGUACACACAGUUCCGCGUGGACUCUGUGCUGUUUAAGACUCGUUUACCCCACGACAAGACCAAGUGCUUCAAGUUCAUCUAGCAUUGGGCUGAGUGGCCCAGCGAAGAGCCCAGAAGCCGAGGAUUGAAGAAGUGGAAGUGUUUAAAGAGAGCAGCAGCUCCCACAGCGAGCAGCGAUGUUGGAGGGAUGGAUGGACGGACUGCCAGAUGCAUAGAGGGAAGGUUUAGGGUUAGGAUUUUGCCCGGGGGAGAUAGACAUAUUAACCUUGUGGUCUAACCCACUAGACUACUGAAAAUUUGAAAAGUGGAAGCUGAAAGGGACCACUGCCAACAAAAUAAGUCUCUUCAGUGGAAGUCACUCCUCCUGUUUCAUGUUCUUCAAUCAUGCUCAAUCAUUAACCACUACAGAUGUCAUUGGCACCUCCAGACGGCCUGCUGAGGAAAGAGGGCAGUUGUACACCGUGUACAGAAACUCUCCCAGGAGACUCUAGCUGAUAAUGGAGCGAUGAGUUAGUGCAUCACUGACAGACUGAUGCCAGGCUGCAUUCAGCUCAGCAGCCUGUUGACGCUGUUGAGCAAACGUGACACCGGCACAUGGCUGCCGCUGUCUGUUUUCCGUGUUACAGUUACAAACUGUACUUCCUGUACUUGUACGAGAGGAGCACUGAUGGUCAGAAGUAUUUUAUUGAUCAAACACUUUUUUUUUUGUUUUUAAAUAAUGUUUAAAUGUGUAAAUCUCUAUUUGGAGCGAAUAGUUUCCAGAACCUCUGCCUGUGGGGGAUCAGACACAGAUUCAGUCUGAGGAAGAAAACAGGACCGUGACCGAGGAUUUAAAAUAACACGUAGGCCCGAUCAUGUUUAGCAGUGUUUCAGCAGUCACCAUAAUGCCUCAAAUUUGUCAUGAAAACCAGCCGCCACCUUGUCAUUUUGUUAUGCUUACAGGUGCUCCGCUCGUCUCUGAUGUUUAAAAAUUGACCUGUUUUUUAUGCUAUAGGGUGUUUACUAAUGUUUGUUCAAUUUGGUCCGAGUCACGUUUCAAUGUAAUAAUAUCGACCAAUCAUCAUUUUCCGCUUUCCUUACCGAGAAUCACAGCUGCCAAAUUGAGCAAAAUAGGUUUUAAACACGCAGACAGACUCAUGCAGUUCAGUGUCCUGUUAGAUCAUGGUAACAAUGUUAGAUUUAGAGGUACAAUAUGCUUAUUUGCAUUCUGGCAGAGAUCUGGAUGAGAACAUUAAAAGUUGCUGUUCUCAAAUCUGUUAAAUAUUAAACUGCAGCCAAUGGCUGGUUAGCUUAGCACAAAGACUCACCUCACAGUGUCGCUAAAGCCAAAUGAAAGUGAAGAUGAUUCAACAAUGAGGUAUAAAGUGUGAAUGUUUGUUCCUAUGAGUUGCUGGUAGGUGAGAGUCGGGCUGUUUCCCUCAGUUUCCAGUCUUGAUGCAAACUGGAGAUCUUCCGAUACCGUUUGUCUCUUAGCUGUGUAACUGCUAACCCAGUAUGGGAGUGAUGAUUGCUCUCGUUGUCUGACCUGACUCAGGUUAAAACUGUUUGAAGAACACAGAACUACACGUGACCUGUUUACUUCCCAUACGUUCCUGCAUGAAAUUGUGCCAAAUUGCAUUUUGGCGAGCUUUGGCUAAAGCUAGUCUUCUGGAAAUCACUUCUUUGCUGAUUUAAAAACAGUACUUGCCAGUUUUGGAGCAGCAAAGAUGAAGAAAUGUCCUGAAAAAGAAUAUUGCUAUUUUAUCUGGUUGAAACUACUAUACUUUAAGGUUGUGGUAUCGGAUCAGGUAGAUUUGCGUUCUUGUCCGCCGUAGCAUUUUCGGCUGCAUCGGAGGCCUUGCAGAUGCUGGUAUUGGAACAUCUCUUAUGCUAAGCUAAGCGGCUGGAGGCAGUAGAUUUAUAUUUUCCGAACAUAAGAGCAAUAUCAAUCUCCCCCAGAAAGCAAAUAAAAUGUAUUCCCAAAUGUUUCAACUAUACUUUUUAACGUACAGCAGGUGCUGGGUUUGCAUCAGAAUCACCAGAUCCAUGUCGCCUCUCUGUCCCAGCUCAGACAAAAACGUCACUUUAGUGUCGCCAUGUUGGUUUCACUUCUUUUUUUUUUUUUCCCCUUACCAUUGCUUGAUGAAUGUUUCCUUUGCCAAAUAGGUACGAUACCUGCUGCUUUCCAGCUCGAUUUGCAGGAUGCACAGUGCUCGGGAUGCAGUCUGGUACACCUACAUCCACUCUGCAUGGUACUUUACCAGGAGUCAACCCAUAAUGUAUUAUAAAUCCAAAGUUGUUUAUUUGAUCAUGUCAGACUAGUUUCUUUUAAUCUGAACAAAACACCCACCUGCAAAGAUGAGUUUAAAAGAAAGAUAUUUAGAUUAGAGUCUCUUUCCCAACAAAUUCUGUUCUGUUCUUUGAAAACUCUCAUUAAGUCCAUGGUUCCUGUAUAUUUAUUGAAUAUAUAAUGAAAAAAAGAUUUUUUUAAAGCUGAUAAAGACACAUGCAAUAAAAUGAAAAGACAUUGUAGUUUAUUAUUCCUAAUUUCAAAGAGGUCCCAGCCUGAACUUGCCAUCAGCUUCUUUGUUUCCAAGGAAAACGAGCUUGUGCCAUUGACCUGAGAGCAGCACUUCGGCAGCAGCCGUGUUUUUCUGUGACCUGGUUUUUCCAGAGGUCGGACUAUAAGUAGAAUGUCAUGAACUGAGUUUUUCAAAGAGCCAGUGGACGCUGGUUGAAGUGUCUUUGAAGCCAAAUCCCGACCUGCUCCGGUGACUGCUGCUGCUGUGCUCUGACCCCCCCCAGGUUAAAUACAAACACAUUCACAUGGAAAUAUUUUUCUGCGAGGGAUAAAAUCAAGAGCCUGUUUCCUAAUUGCUGUGGUUUAAGUUGGCAACACGGCAACAAAAACAAAUCCAAAUUUACACUUUAUGUUGCUGCACCAGAUUUGGAAAAACCAACUUAUAAACUCAGUCACAUCCCAACAGAUUUUUAAUUGGAGCUCGAGGGGCCUCAUAAUUUCUUGGCCGGCUCUAAACCUGUCCUCGGGGCACAGUUUGGGUCAGCUGGUAUUGUGGAAGGUGAAAAAAAAAAAAGCCUUGUCCAUUCCUCUCCCACCACCCUUCUCCCCUCCAGGAUCUUUGGCACAGCUGGUUUUCCGCGGCCUGAAGCAGGAAGGUGGAACUAUCAUGUGCUCCACCACUGUGGGCGGGGACUCCGGCGACCUGCAACGCUGCUCACGCCGAACCAGAUUGGCUACGGCGUCACGACAAACCAUUGAAGGCCAGAUGAAUGGAAAUAAAAACACUCAACAUUGUUAAAAACUUUA
Molecule: messenger RNA, 6661 nt
Organism: Paralichthys olivaceus (Japanese flounder)
Lineage: Eukaryota; Metazoa; Chordata; Actinopteri; Pleuronectiformes; Paralichthyidae
Gene: extl3
Product: exostosin-like glycosyltransferase 3
Cellular component (GO): membrane
Molecular function (GO): glycosyltransferase activity
Source: RefSeq, a predicted model, not a curated record